UGGAAUCCCGGCUCGGAGCCCCGGACUCGCGCCCGCCCGCGCGCCCGCUCCCUCCCCCUCCCCCCGCCCCGAGCCCCCCACAGUCGCCGCCGCCGCCUCCUUCGAGCGGGGCCCAGGCCCAGCCGCCGCCACCGCUGCCGCCGCCGAGCUCCGCCGCCUCCGCCGCCGAGCACCAUGGGAGACGCCGGGAGCGAGCGCAGCAAAGCGCCUAGCCUGCCGCCCCGCUGUCCCUGCGGCUUCUGGGGGUCCAGCAAGACUAUGAACCUCUGUUCCAAAUGCUUUGCUGAUUUUCAAAAGAAACAACCAGACGAUGAUUCCGCUCCAAGUACAAGUAACAGCCAAUCAGAUUUGUUUUCCGAAGAGACCACAAGUGACAACAACAAUACCUCUAUAACCACGCCAACUCUUAGUCCCAGCCAGCAGCCGCUUCCGACAGAACUGAAUGUAACUUCACCAAGUAAAGAGGAGUGUGGGCCAUGCACAGAUACAGCUCAUGUCUCGUUAAUCACACCAACCAAAAGAUCCUGUGGUACAGAUUCACAGUCUGAGAAUGAGGCUUCGCCAGUGAAACGGCCACGACUACUGGAGAACACUGAACGAUCCGAGGAAACCAGCCGAUCUAAACAGAAGAGUCGACGUCGGUGCUUCCAGUGCCAAACCAAACUGGAGCUGGUGCAGCAGGAACUGGGAUCGUGCCGCUGUGGUUACGUGUUCUGUAUGUUACAUCGCCUCCCCGAGCAGCAUGACUGUACGUUUGACCACAUGGGCCGAGGCCGAGAGGAAGCCAUCAUGAAAAUGGUGAAACUGGACCGGAAAGUGGGGCGCUCCUGCCAGCGCAUUGGGGAGGGGUGCUCGUGAAGGCCGGCACGGCCGCCACGUGACGCUGUUCUUAGUUCACUGAUGUUAGCCUUAUUUAGGACAGAGUCAGCCAGACACCUUUACUGGGCACGCGUCAGACCACAGCCAGUCCGUUUCCUUUCUUUAGCCAGCCAUCCUGGUACUGUAGUUUAGGGGUUGAUGGUGGUUGAAAUUGAUUUCUGGCUGGUUACUAAGGUGCCUGCUAGCCAUUGUAUAAAAUUAAAACAUGAAGAAUA
Eptesicus fuscus (big brown bat) is the source of this 1094-nucleotide messenger RNA. RefSeq names its product zinc finger AN1-type containing 3 (gene ZFAND3). The coding region runs from base 175 to 858 and encodes 227 amino acids. The record is from RefSeq and is a predicted model, not a curated record. The transcript is spliced from 6 exons. Gene Ontology annotation, molecular function: DNA binding; zinc ion binding. NCBI's taxonomy places the organism in Eukaryota, Metazoa, Chordata, Mammalia, Chiroptera, Vespertilionidae.